Molecule: messenger RNA, 1185 nt
Organism: Magnolia sinica
Lineage: Eukaryota; Viridiplantae; Streptophyta; Magnoliopsida; Magnoliales; Magnoliaceae
Product: bifunctional protein FolD 2
Exons: 5
Coding region: 83-982 (299 amino acids)
Biological process (GO): tetrahydrofolate interconversion
Cellular component (GO): cytosol
Molecular function (GO): methenyltetrahydrofolate cyclohydrolase activity; methylenetetrahydrofolate dehydrogenase (NADP+) activity
Source: RefSeq, a predicted model, not a curated record
GUUCCUCGAUCCACUGCCUCCGCUCUAUAUACACCGAAAUACAGUGUAUAUACUCUCUAGCUGUAACUCUCUAGUCUCUUCAAUGGCGUCGGAAGAGCAAAAGCACGCUACGAUCAUCGACGGAAAAGUAAUCGCUCAAACCAUCCGCAACGAAAUCGCUUCCGAAGUCCUCCUUCUUUCCCAGAAAUACAACAAAGUCCCUGGAUUGGCUGUUGUAAUUGUAGGCAAUAGGAAAGAUUCUCAGAGUUACGUUGGUAUGAAGAGAAAGGCAUGUGCUGAAGUUGGCAUUAGGUCCUUCGAUAUUGACCUGCCAGAGGAAGUAUCUGAAGAGGAGGUGGUUAAAAAGGUUCAUGAGUUAAAUGCUAAUCCUGAUGUCCACGGAAUACUGGUUCAGCUUCCCUUGCCAAAGCAUAUAAAUGAGGAGAGAGUCUUGACUGAAAUCAGUAUUGAGAAAGAUGUUGAUGGAUUUCAUCCUCUGAAUAUCGGCAAGCUUGCGAUGAAAGGCAGAGAACCAUUGUUUCAGCCUUGCACACCAAAGGGAUGUCUUGAACUUCUGUCAAGGAGCGGAGUAAGUGUAAAAGGAAAAAGAGCGGUUGUAGUGGGUCGCAGCAAUAUAGUUGGACUGCCAGUUUCGCUGCUGCUUCUGAAAGCGGACGCAACUGUGACCAUAGUUCAUUCACGCACUCCUGAUUCUGAGAGCAUCAUUCGUGAGGCGGAUAUCAUUAUUGCUGCAGCAGGACAACCGAUGAUGAUUAAGGGAGACUGGAUUAAACCCGGUGCUGCAGUUAUCGACGUGGGGACGAAUGCAGUUGAUGACCCAAGUAGGAAAUGCGGCUACAGACUGGUAGGUGAUGUAGACUUCCAAGAAGCAUGCAAGGUAGCUGGUUAUCUGACCCCAGUUCCAGGUGGUGUGGGCCCCAUGACAGUCGCAAUGCUGCUCAAGAACACUUUGGAAGGUGCUAAGUGGAAGCUCAAGCAGUAAGCCAACCUCUAAUAUUCAAUUUUCAGGCUGGUGUUACAAUUUCAAGUCAUGGUUUUGUAGGAGAAUGUUGCAUUGUUUUCUCAAUAAUUCUCGCUCUUUCAGUGGAAGUUUGAAGGUAUCUAUCCCAAUGGUAACUGAUUUUGGUAAGUAUAGACUGUACAAAGAGAAAAUAAGUAACUGCAAUCAACUUGGCUCUUUUAUUU